AUGACCAAUGUGCCUUCAAUUGCGAUGGACAAGACUGAUAUUAGUGUAAAGCUGUCGCAAGAGUUGGUAAAAGAUCAAAAUUCACGCACCAUGCAACAAGUAGCUGUGCAACAAGACAAUGUAAAAAACGAAAGAGAUACGCAAUCUUCACGAGAGAACGGCUCCACGAAACCUGUCCUUAAAGCUAGUAGUGAUGGCGGCUCCCGCGACUCGCAAGAUUUAACCGAUACUGAUUUGCAGUCGGGAGAUUCGCGACAAUCGAAGUUGGCCAAAGAAGAAGCUAAAAGAAAUCGAGAGCAGCAGAAAGAGGAGCAGAGACUACAGAAGGAGCUCAAAAAAGAGCAGGAGCGCCGUGAGCGGGAUCUUAAACGCGAACAUGAAAAACAAGAGAAAGAGCUUAAAAGACAAGAAGAAAAGAAGCGUAAAGAGGAUGAGAAGAAAGUGCGAGAACGCAAGAAAGAGGAAGACAAACGGAACCGGGAAUUGAAACGCGAGCAUGAAAAGAUUGAAAGAGAACAACGGAAGGAAGAGGAGAGGCAGCGUAAGAAACUUGAAGAGAAAAUAAAGCGCGAAGAUGAGAAAAAACAAAAAGAGGAAAUCGCAGACCGAAGCCAAACCAAGAUUGGCACUUUCUUCAAGAAGUCCAACUCUAUGAAAAAUGUCGUUUCAACAAAGACUGAUUUCGAGAAAAGCUUCUUGCCUUUUUAUGUGAAGGACGGUACAGUAAUGGGUGAGAGCUUCUCUCGGAGCCCUGAACAGCUGCAAAUUACGAAAAAGGCGAUCGAUGUGCAACUAACGCUGAAAAGUACUCCCGAGGAAAGCUUACACUGGCUUCGAUCUCAGCAAGUUAGAAGAGGCUAUCCCGUUACGAAAACCGCUGUGGAGCUUGUUCAACUAAUGACGAGCAAAAACAAGACCAAUGAAGAAUUAGAAGAGCGCCUGCGACAGAUUCCGGUGAAGUAUAUCAAAUUUUAUGAGAAUGUCAGGCCUCCUUAUGUUGGAACUUAUUCUCAAUGUAUAGAGUUACCGCGCAACAACCCAUUUGCGACGGAAGGAACCGGCUUCGAUUACGAGUACGAUUCUGAUUGGGAUUGGGUUAAUGAAGAAGAGGGAGAAGGUGGCGACGUUGAAGACCUAGAAGACGGUGAUGAAGAUGACGAAGAUGAUGACGCGGAAGAUGGCACUGAUGACGAGUUCGAAGGUUUUUUGGACCGUGAAGAUUCGCACGGUCCGCGCGAUGGUAAAAAGUUUCUGGGCCCAUUAAUUCCUCUAGUCAGGCUGCGAUCGGAUCUUGAGAAGAUGGACGAUGAUGACAGGCAGUACUUCCAGAUGGUAAGUGUAGAACUUCUUAUACCAGAGUCACAUGAUCCGUAUCUGAUUGAUUCAGGCCGCGGAUCUAACACAAACGGUGGGAAUAAGAGAAAAGCUUCAGAGCUCAUAGCAACGAGCACUGGAGGUUCCGGCAGUGUUCAAAGUACCGACAAUGGUCAGAAUCCUUCUCAGGUAUCGCCAUUGCAUUCGAAAAAAUCCAAGUCCCUCAUAUCAGAUUCUAGUUCCCUCCUCAAAAUUUUCGCAGAGGUCCAUGAGAGUACUUUCUCACUGGGAACCAUAACUGAGAUCCUCCAAAAACAACUUUCAGCCCAUUCGAAAGCCGCCAUACGAGACACUAUCAAAGAACACACCACACGGCCCAUGGCAAAGGCUGGAAAAUCUCGUAUGUGGCUCGUUAAAGAUCUAAACCUCUGGGAGUCUCUUAAGCGGGCUUAA
Lachancea nothofagi CBS 11611 is the source of this 1767-nucleotide messenger RNA. NCBI's taxonomy places the organism in Eukaryota, Fungi, Ascomycota, Saccharomycetes, Saccharomycetales, Saccharomycetaceae. The record is from the annotation of a GenBank genome assembly.